CGUACCCUGGUGACGAGCCGAGCAGUUGUCAUAGUUGAUGUUUGGACGCUAGACACAGAUACAGAUGCACCAUUUUCCCUACAAAUCGUUAAAUAAAGCAGCUUGAAGCCCAAAUCUUGUGAUAGGACAGUACACAAACAUAAGAAUCGUUCAGCCAUGGCAGAUUUCGAUGAUUUCCCAAUGAGUGACCCUGAGCCAGAAGAACCACCAGUCGUGUCGACACCUGCACCUGUUAUACCCAUAGUGGACAUCCCUACUGCAGAACCCCCUCCCUCACCCUCGCAACAUGGAGACGACCAAUCAACAGCCAGGGACUCACCUAGUGAGGAGGAAACAGAGACAGGGCAGUCGGAGGUGGACUCUGAGAGACCCCCGAGCACCCGCCGCAAAACCAGACGUAAGAAGAAACGUCUGGUGAAUGGGGUGGACAUGACGCCUCCGUCGGAGCUGCUCAGGAAGGCGGAGAGGAGGGCCAAGAAGUACCGGGGGGACAAAAAGGUAGAUGAGUGUAUAGCAGAGUUAGUCAGAUGUACGGCCCUGUCCAGAGUUGUGUAUGGAGAUGGUGACUGGAGACUGGCAGAGGCUCACACCAACCUGGCAGCCGGCUAUCUGGAACUCAGGGGCUUGGCUCCCCAGGCCCAACAGCAUGCAGAGACGGCACGUUCUAUCCUGCUGGGAGGGGUGCACACUUCUCACUCCAGCGAGACCAAAGCUCGGAUCCUGGAGGUCCUGGUCAACAUGCACCUCAUCCUGGGCAGGGCUCUCACUUCUCAGAAAAAAUUUCGUGAGGCCGAGCACUCCUUAAACAGAGCGUCUAAGGUGUGUGAGGAGAGACUGAAGGUACCCGGCCUCAACAGACUGGAACAGGCAGACCUGGAGACUAGGGUGGCCAUCGCUCAGGGAAAACUGUACCUUGCUGACAAGAAUCCUUCAAAAGCAGCAAGAUUCAUGGAAAAGGCUGAAGACCUGAUUAAGGAGAACCAUGGAGAAGACAGUGUGCAGCUGAUUCCUGUGUACCAGGAUCUGGGGAGGAUAGAGCAGAGUAAGGGUGACGACACAGACCAUGACAAGGCUGUGGAGUAUUUCCUACAGGCUCACUCCAUCUCUGGAGCCAGCUACGAGUCAGGGAGUGUGGAGAUCGGGAAGACGGCGUACGCACUGGCCAUGGCGUACUCAGCUUCAAACAUCGCAGAAGGAGAAGCUUCAGCAGAGACGUACCUGGAGGAGUGUGUGGGUAUCUACCAGGUGACGUACGGACCUCACCACCCAGAGACACUGAGGGUACAGGACCAGCGAUGCAGGCUGCUAGUCAGGAUGGGCAAACAGGAGGAAGCGCUGGAGGCCCUGCGGUUUAACCUCCGACCCAAGAUGUCAGCGUUUGGUGAGUACAGCGAGGAGGUUGCAGAGUCAUACCAGCUGAGCGGCACCAUCCGACUCACACAAGGCAACAUGGAGCCCGCACUCAAGAGCCUCAAGAAGGCCCACAUGAUCCAGUCGAACCUGUUUGGUGCCGGGCACAAAAAGGCCAAGGCAACACAGCAGCUCAUCGAUAUGAUCACAAACACUCCUUCUGUUGCUGCCAAGCAGACAUCUACAGACAGCAAGAAGCCGCACUUCUCAGCUAUCGUAGGGAGGAACACUCAGCUUGGCGGGUUCAAGACUGUGUUGUUUUGAGGAGUCAUAAUGUCAUACGUUGUUGUCAUAAAAAUCUUUAUCAGCUUUUGAAGAAACAAAAUUAAUUAAGUGCAAACAAAACAAAAAAUAC
Messenger RNA from Branchiostoma belcheri (Belcher's lancelet), 1765 nucleotides. RefSeq names its product tetratricopeptide repeat protein 23-like. NCBI's taxonomy places the organism in Eukaryota, Metazoa, Chordata, Leptocardii, Amphioxiformes, Branchiostomatidae. Gene Ontology annotation, molecular function: protein binding. The record is from RefSeq and is a predicted model, not a curated record. The coding region runs from base 157 to 1674 and encodes 505 amino acids. The transcript has 13 exons.